Molecule: messenger RNA, 2847 nt
Organism: Microdochium trichocladiopsis
Lineage: Eukaryota; Fungi; Ascomycota; Sordariomycetes; Xylariales; Microdochiaceae
Exons: 3
Coding region: 1-2847 (948 amino acids)
Biological process (GO): actin cytoskeleton organization
Cellular component (GO): plasma membrane
Molecular function (GO): protein binding
Source: RefSeq, a predicted model, not a curated record
AUGGCUGCCGCACGGCCAGAAGUGGGGGAUAUCCUCCAUGUUGUCCAUGACUUCGUGGCGCGCAGCUCAGACGAAUUGAGCCUAGCCAAGGGCGAUAGAGUCGAGCUGAUUGAGCGAGAUGACGAAUUUGGUGAUGGCUGGUUUCUCGGUCGGCAUAUGGUAACUGGGAAUACCGGCUUGUUCCCGGAAGUGUACACAAGGCCUCCUCCAAAAGGGCCAGCUGUUCCAUCAUCCGCUGUCCAGAAGCCGCCAGUCACAAAGCCCUCUACUAGCUCCAACGGUCCGCCGUCAACCUUCUCCGCAGGCAUCGUCUCUGGCACAGGUCGUUCUCCGAGCGCUGGUACGAAUCAGCUUCCUUCUGUCAACUCGGACCAGCGCUCCAUGAGUAUGCCCUCCAAUUCAAUAAAGCAGGAGAGCGCACCCAGCACGGUGCAGCGUAAUCAGUUGGGCACCACGAGCCACAACCCCGCCGCCCGACCCUCGACUCAGGACAGCCAUGUGUUGCACGAGACUCUGACCGUUAUCGACGAGCAUAUUACAGAUCUCCACUCGACACCGAGCAACAGCAACCUUCAUGCAGCCAAUGACUCAGGCAGCGAGUAUAGUUCGCAAAUGCCCGAGAGAAUGUCUUACAUACAAGGCGAGGAAACUGACGAGGAGGACGAAGAUAUGCAUACACGACAGGAAGUUGUUGCGUGGACACCAGACCAGGUGGCUGAAUACCUCUUCACGGCAGGCGUGGAGAAGCAACACUGUGAGGUCUUUCGCGAUCAAGAGAUCUCUGGCGAAAUAAUAUUGGGCAUGGAUCAAUCCUCGCUAUUUUUGAAGGCUUUCGAUUUGGGGUCGGUGGGUCGAAGGCUGAAGACCUGGCAGAAGAUCAAAAACCUCCAGGACGAGGUCAAUGGGAUCAUUCUCGAUCGAAGGAACUCCCGGACGCAUAGCGACGCGGGUUCAGAGGACUCCAGGAUCAGGAUGCGAAGCCGGACAAAUACAUUGACCAACUCGGUCCAGAGGUUACCGCCGAUCACGGACCGUCCAGGUUCUCGUCGCUAUUCUCAAACGCCAAAGAUGGACCCUGUGUCUCCUCUCACACCGGUUUCGCCUCGUGGACUUGAUGAGAAUUCGAGGUACGCCAACCAUCAGAAGCGACCCUCGGCAGCAUCAAUUCGCGAUCUUCAUCAUUCGCGCCGGCAUUCUUCAACUGGAGGGUACCCGGGAGGCGCGACAGGUAACAACGGAACCCCCAAGCUGAACGCGGCGGGAACAUUCCCACUAGGUGAUGGUGGCCACAAGAAACAACCUUCGUUUGACCGGAACUGGACGAUGGGAAAUGCAUCUGCAUCCUCAGUCUCGGGCCGACCGUUGUCCUCCACGGGCAUGCAUGAUCUCUAUGGUGGCUCUGACCAGGACCCUCGGGAACAGCUUAACGACUUGGAUCGAGGUUAUUUCUCAGGCACCGAAGUUGACAGCAAAAAGCGAAACGUGCUAAAGAAGCGCGACAGUGUGUCGUACGGGCAGCGGUCGAGCUACACUGAGCAACAACGAGCAAGGGCUGCCACCACUUCUGUGAAUAGAAGCUCGAGAUAUGGCAGCAUGGAUGCUAGUCAGCUUGACUCUGUCCCGUCCGCCGCUCAGAAAUAUUUCGGACUAUCUGAUGACCACCGACGAAAUGCCUCCUCGACGACCACCAGCUCAGUGCCACCACGACCGCCGACCAAGGACGGCCCAUCACCCAUUGUCACGAAGCUGGACGGAGCCGAGACACCCAAGAACGACUGGCUCGGGAAGUCCGUUGCGCCGCUCUCGAAUUUCGGCGGUCUACGUGCUAUCUCUGAUUCUGUCACGAGAACUGAUCGCACACGCCUGGCAUCUCCCACAGAGUCGUCCCUAAAGGACUCCCCGCGCUCGAGCACCCCGUCAGCAGGUCCCAGUUUUGAACUUGAUUCGCCUGAGGCGGGCAAGAGCCCACUUUCAAGCGCCACGCCAAGCAGCAGGAAGCCGAUCAAGACAAAGGCAAAGAAGGAGACCAGCGCUUAUACGCGUGGCCUUCAGAAGAUUGGACCGCGUGAAGCCAUCAAGGACGCUGAUUACAGUGGAUGGAUGAAGAAGAAGAGUUCGCACCUCAUGACCACCUGGAAGCCUCGCCUUUUCGUGCUGAGGGGCCGGCGUUUAUCUUACUACUACUCCGAGGACGACACAGAGGAGAAAGGGCUCAUUGACAUCUCAUUCCAUCGGGUACUGCCUGCAGACAACGAGCGUCUUCAGGGCCUGCAUGCCACCUUGACUGGUGCUAGCGCCAACCCCGUCCCUGCCGACAGCAGUCUUGAGACGACGGCCGAUGCUGCUACGGCAACGGCCUUCAUGGAGAAGGGCACAGACUCGAUGUUUAUCUUCAAGCUUGUGCCGCCUCGUGCCGGGCUCAACAAGGGAGUGACUUUUACCAAGCCCAUGGUUCACUACUUCGCCUUGCCGAAUUUGCAGCAAGGUCGCAUGUGGAUGGCGGCACUCAUGAAAGCCACGAUCGACCGCGACGAUACUCAACCAAUGACGUCGACAUACCAGCAAAAGACAAUCUCCCUUGCAAAGGCUCGGCAAAUGAGGCACAGACCCCCUGCGCUGAUGAAUCUUGACGACAAGACUGGAUCUGAUACCACCGGCGAUGGCAGUGAGAAGAAGGAUGAUGCUCUAGGUAUAUCCUAUGGAGAGCUUGAUAGCGCAGUAUCCGGGCUUGAGAAGCUUGGCUUCUCCAAGUUGGAAAGCUUGUCGGCGAAGAAGGCAACUUUUGACAACGAGAAAGGUGAUGGGCUUGAUUCUUCUGCAGUAGGCAACACCCCUCAGAGUGCCUAG